CUCUGUAAGGCACAAUGUAAAAACAAAAAGCAGCCUUCUGCAACUCCCAUUAAUUAAUACUAAUAAUAUUUUAAUUACUCAACAAACAAAUUAAAACAUAAUUAAAUAUAUAAAUAUUAGGAAAAUUAAGAAAGGUAGAUGAGAAAGAAUUUCAAAAAGAGUGAGACCCCACGACAGAAAAUGGGAACAGUCCUAAUACUCCAGUAGCUAUAACCUUUACUCUUCAUUUCCCUCACUCUCACUCUUUUCUCCAAAAGUGACAUUUCCAAGCUUAAAUCGGGCGCCACCUCUACAUGUGUUGAAAUGGGUUGUGCGGCGUCGAAGCUAGACAACGAAGAAACGGUAAGGCGGUGCAAAGAUAGGCGCCGCCUAAUGAAGGAAGCCGUUCACGCUCGACACCACUUAGCGGCGGCUCAUGCAGACUACUGUCGCUCUCUACGCUUCACCGGCUCAGCUCUUUCCUCCUUCGCAGCUGGUGAACACCUUUCAGUCUCGGACGAAACCCCGGCCGUUCUUCUCCACCCUGUCAACCCCUCUCCGCCAUCACCUAGAAAACCUAUCCCUCCACGUGUACCUCCAUCUCCCUCACCUUCUCUCCACCCUCCACCUCCCCCGCCUUUCUCUCCGUCUCCUUCUCCAACAAUCGCUAGCUCCAAACUCCCCCACAUACUCUCCGCUUCGAGUAUGUCAUCUUCCGCACCCAAUCGUCGUCGGCCACGUAAGUUAGCCCCGAAACUCCCUCACAUUUUGUCCGAAUCGAGUCCUUCUUCUUCUCCUCAAAGCUCGAAAUCCGGAUUUUCCAACAACUUUUUCCCCACGGCUUAUCAAGCUAAUUCCACCUACUCCAACACUCCUUCCCAAGCUUCUUCCGUUUGGAACUGGGAAAAUUUUUACCCUCCGUCGCCGCCGGACUCCGAAUUCUUUGACGGAAAAUUACAGCAGCAAAAGCAACAACUACCACGACGGCAUCAUCAUUUAGAUUCUAACAAUUUGGAGGAUACUGAAGAUACCGAAACGGAAAAAUCAGAAUACGAUUUCUUCCGUCCACAAAAACUGAAUCACCGUUACAAUAGCAAUUCCAAUAAUGCCAAGAGCAAUUUUGAUGAGGAAACAGAAAGAGAAGAAGUGCAAUGCAGCGAGUGGGGAGACCACGACCGGUACACUACAACGAGCUCAUCCGAUGAAGAGGAGCAGGAUGAGGAUGAUGACGUGGCAUCCAGAUCCGAGAUUGGGACCCGCUCCAAUUUCGGGUCCUCGGUGAGAGGGGAGUCGGAGAAAUUGCAUCAUCUUCGUAAUCAGACUCCGCCGGUGCAGCCGCAGCCACAGCAGCCGAUAUAUGGGGCCUCCACGGGGAAUAAAAUGGAUAAUAAGUCGGAGGAUGCGGGAUCGUCGGCGGGAAGUUAUAGGACGGGUGCCAUGAUGGAUAUGAAGAUGGUGGUUCGGCAUAGGGAUUUGAAAGAGAUUGUCGAUGCGAUCAAAGAGAAUUUCGACAAAGCUGCCGCCGCCGGGGAUCAGGUUUCCGAGAUGCUCGAGAUCGGCAGAGCUCAGCUCGAUAAAAGUUUCAGGCAGUUGAAAAAGACGGUGUAUCAUUCGAGUAGCAUGUUCAGUAACUUAAGCUCGAGCUGGACUUCAAAGCCGCCGUUGGCUGUGAAAUACCGGCUCGACGCCACUGCCCUCAAUGAACCGGGCGGUUCAAAGAGCCUUUGUUCUACUUUGGACCGCCUCUUGGCUUGGGAGAAGAAGCUUUACGGCGAAGUCAAGGCUAGAGAAGGGGUAAAGAUUGAGCAUGAAAAGAAGUUGUCGGCAUUGCAAAGUCAAGAAUACAAGGGGGAGGAUGAAACCAAGAUAGACAAGACCAAGGCAUCAAUAAAGAGGCUGCAGUCACUAAUUAUUGUCACAUCUCAGGCUGUCUCUACCACCUCUACUGCCAUCAUCGGGCUCAGGGACAGUGAUCUUGUUCCUCAGCUUGUUGAUAUUUGUCAUGGCUUUAGGUACAUGUGGGGGUCAAUGCAUCAAUACCAUGAAGUUCAGACCAAUAUUGUGCAGCAAGUUCGUGGCCUUAUAAACAGAUCAGGGAAAGGUGAUUCAACUUCUGAACUGCAUCGGCAGGCAACACGUGAUCUCGAGUCAGCUGUCUCUGCAUGGCACUCUAGUUUCUGCCGUUUAAUAAAAUUUCAAAGGGAUUUUAUCCGCUCCCUCCAUGGCUGGUUCAAGCUCACGCUUCUUCCUGUCAGCAAUGACAAUGUCGAUGGCAACAGAGAGCCCUCUGAUGUAUUUGCAUUUUGCGAUGAGUGGAAGCUUGCCCUUGACCGUGUCCCUGACACAGUGGCUUCUGAAGCUAUCAAAAGUUUUAUCAAUGUGGUCCAUGUGAUUUCCGUUAAACAAACUGAAGAGCUUAAGAUUAAGAAGCGAACUGAAACUGCAUCAAAGGAACUUGAGAAAAAGGCAUCAUCUCUCCGGAACAUAGAAAGGAAGUUCUACCAUUCAUACUCUAUGGUUGGCAUUGGGCUUCCAGAUUCUGGGCCUGAUCAUGGGCAGGUUCUGGAUGCUCGAGACCCCCUUGCUGAAAAAAAAUCUGAGCUUGCAGGCUGCCAAAGGCGAGUGGAAGAUGAAAUGCUGAGGCACGCCAAAGCAGUAGAGGUGACCAGAGCAAUGACUUUGAAUAAUCUUCAAACAGGCUUGCCAGGUGUAUUUCAAGCAAUGACCAGCUUUUCUGCCUUAUUUACCGAGGCGCUUGACCAAGUAUGCUCCCGUUCCUAUCAUAUCCAAUAGUGAAUUCAUUUUUUUUUUCUUUCCCACUUGAAUUUUUGAGGUAAGUUGAAAUUUAUAAGAGCUGGGAUUUUUUUGGCUGUGGGCUCGUAUAAUUAUUGUUUUUCUUUUUGGGUUUUCUUUUCUUUUCUUGGGAAUGUGUAAAUACAUGGGAGGUCUUUUUGUUUUUUUUGUCCUCAUCUAUUGUCAAGCCAAGGAUAGGUGUCUAUGUACAGGAAAUUGCUCAAGAUUCUUGUAUGGAAAAAAAGUUCGCAAUUUCAGCAGAUGAAUAAAUACACAUAUUCUGACCUUCCCUCUGUUGCCAUGUUUUGUGUAUUCUGUGUAUACUUCACUUUUGUUUACUGAUUUAUGUUAACAACACAAAUUCUUUUCUCUUUUGGGAUGGAUUGCUUGUUUUCCCCUGUUUCCCUUGCAGGACAGGGUGGGUGGCUUAAGGUUAUAAAUAUGGUGGGUAUAGUAGGGACCAGCCAAUUCAUUAUUCGAUCAGAAGGCUAGGCUGGCCAUGUUAAAAAGCUCCAGAUCCGCUUUCCCAAGCUGAUGAACAGUUAAUAUGUAAACAAAUUAGGUGGAACAUUUCUCCAUGUGAAAAAAAAAAAGAACUGGCAAAAACAGCACACGUACUCACUCGUUUGAUAUUUGCCCACACAUUUAAUUCUACUCUGUUCAGCUGCAGACACAGAGAUUCAAUCAUGGAGCUCGGCCCCUCCAAUUUUUCAGUUUCUGGUCAACCUGACAGCUUCUGUUUUGUUCCUAUCCCUACUCUAAUCUGGUACAUUUGCUUACUGUCCCUCUAAAGAAGCCAACUUCUAUUUUGUUGGUUUUCAACCAAGUGGGAAAGUCAGUCCAAGGAAAGAAAUUGUUGUUUCUAUUGACAAACUCACAUGCAACUUCUGUUUUGUGGCAGCAAAUCAUGGUUUUCCCCAAGCAUCAGGAGAAGUUGUUGAAUCUACUGGGUUUUUUUUUUGUUUAUGGGUUUUAAUCAAAUCUUACUCUGAUGAUUAGAUAAUCAAGUGUUACUGAAUUGCUUCUGUUUUCUGACAGCAAAACUUUUGGUUUUCCCCAAGCAUCAGGGGAAGUUGUUGUUGAUGAUUAUAUAAAUCCGAGAUUCAGGUAAGGGAUUUAGUUUAAGGCUAUUGCCCCAUCCCUGAUUCCUGAUGAGAGCUUGAUUGACCGGCUGCAAGAGCGGAUCUUCACUGACAUUCAACAUUAAAAAGCUGCAAAUUGUAGAUAAGUUUUCUCUAUUUCUACAAUGUCAAGUCUCAAUCUGGAAAAGGGUAAUGUUUUCUUAA
Theobroma umbraticum is the source of this 4058-nucleotide messenger RNA. RefSeq names its product nitrate regulatory gene2 protein-like. The record is from RefSeq and is a predicted model, not a curated record. Lineage: Eukaryota; Viridiplantae; Streptophyta; Magnoliopsida; Malvales; Malvaceae.